Molecule: messenger RNA, 1781 nt
Organism: Hydra vulgaris (swiftwater hydra)
Lineage: Eukaryota; Metazoa; Cnidaria; Hydrozoa; Anthoathecata; Hydridae
Source: RefSeq, a predicted model, not a curated record
GUAAAUAUAAAACGUACAAGCAUAUUAAUGUAUAAAUAUAUAAAAUAAAUACUUAUGACUUUUCUCGAUUCUAAAAAAGUACUUUGUUUUUCCUAACAAUGAUUGCCGAAAUUGCCAUGAUUUUAGUUGUUACACAAGCAAAUUAUUUUGUGCAAGGAAACACUUGCCUUGCUGAUAUACAUAUAGGAUGGAAAAACACCCCACCAUACAUCUACCAUACCGGAAACUACAAUGUAACUGGUAUAUUACUACAUUCUAUUCAAAAAGCCUUCAAAAAAUGCUGUAAUAACAAACCUAACUUGAUUUUAAAGCAAACGUCAAAAAGCAUUUACACUCAGCAAACAAACGAAAACUUUGACAUGUUUAUACCUCUUGUUAUUACAGAAAAAGAAAAGCGUUUUGCUGAUUUUUUUGUUUACGUAGUUGAUUCUCCUGGAUCAGUGUUAAUUAAUUUUCAACAAAACAAAUCAAGAAAUGUAAUUUCAUAUGCAUUAAAACAAACUUUGCCAGUACUUUUUUUUAUUGCAUUGCUUAUUUGUGAAAUUGGUGUGGUGUACUGGAUGGUGCUAAUAAACCCAAAAAAAAAAGAUGUUGAAAGGUCGUUUCAUAAUAUUUUAGUUGAGGUAAUUGAUGGUGUGUGGUGGGCUUUUCUAACAUUUACAACAAUUAGGUCUAAUAUGACACCAACUCGUCUUGUUGAUAAAAUCCUGUCUAGAUUGUUAUUGGUUACUCGAAUUGUUCUAACAAUCUUUUUUGUUGGUCUUAUGACAAAUUCAAUUGUCGAGACGUUUACAAAUAAAAAGCUUGAUAUUUUUGGAAAAAAGAUAGCAGUUAUUGAUGGCUCAUUAGAACAAAAGUACGUUGUAAAUAAUGGCGGUUAUGCAAUAGGUUUCAUUGGUAUUGACCAUUUUUUAAACUAUAUGGAUGGAAGUUUUGAUAUUGAUGGAGGAUUGUUUGAUCUGUAUUCCGUUAGUUACUAUGGCGACAAAUUAAGAAACUAUCACCGCAAAUAUUUGAUUGACGAAGAAAAUAAAAGUUAUGGAGUUUAUUUAUACCCCAGCAUUUUUGCUUAUAAAUUGUGUCUAACAAAAUAUUUCUUAGAAAAUGUUGAUGAAACACAGAUUGCUUUAAAAAAUCAGCUUAAAGCUAUAAAGAACUUUAAAUUCUACAGUCCAGAAACAAUGUCAAAAAGAGUUUUAGAUGAUUUAAUUACAACAAAAAUGACAGUAUCGUUGAGCGUUAUUGUUAUUAUCGUUUUCGUUUGUGGUUGUUUGAGAAAGUAUAUUAUUUUAAUGAAGAACAAGAGAAAUUAUGUAGGAGCUGCUUAUGAUUCAAUUAACAACUUUGUCAUGUUGCACACUGUAAAAACCGACCACCAAUAUGUAUUAAAGGAAAACAUGAAAAAAAUGCAAAACGACCUCCAAGUUUUACAAGCGUAUUUUGAACAUGUCACAGAAAGUCUUCAAAGCAAACUACACAUUACAGAUAAUUUAUUUCGUGCAAAUAUCCCAAUCCCUUAUGAAAGAUUAAAUGAUAUUGAUGAAGAAUAAUUAACUUCAAAAGAAAAUGGCAACAGCUAUGAUCAUAAUUAUUUUUUAUACAUGAUUUUAUUCAAUAAUUUUUAUAGAAGAUAAAUAUUUGUCUUUUUUUUUUCUUUUUUUUUUUCUUUUCAAUUUUUAAUUUUUUGAAUAAUUCUUCCUCUUCCUUACAUCUAUCUAGCUUUUAACACUCUCUUAUAAGUAGUUUUUUUUAUAAGUAGUUGAUAUUAGAAUUUUUUUAAC